AUGGGGGAAGAGUUCCGAAAUGUUACGAUUCCCCAAUUUUGGAUCGACAAUGGAUUUACUGCGGAGACCCUCCCGAUUUGGUACAAUACUCUUGCCGUCAUCAUGAUUGCAUUCUUUUUUAUAUCAAUCAUAAACUGGACGGUGGCCUACAUCGUCCGCAAGAAGAUGGAUCCCCUUAAACAUUUUGGAGCGAAACCGAUGACAUCGCUGGAACGAUACGCUCAAGCAUGCAAAUUCGGUCAAGAACCAGCGAUGAAUUUUGUCUCAUCAACCCUAGUAACAAACGACCGAGUUUACGUCAUCAUUCGACUGACGAUCGCCAUCUGGUCUCUUUCACUCACUGCAAUGAUCAAUGAAGGUUUAAGAACUUGGAUCUUUGGAAGCUAUUUCCCGCUUGCUCUCGUUUUGAGUAUCUAUGUCAAUUUCAACAGGCACUUGAUUAUCCAAGGUUUUGGCUCAAAAGCUCAGACAUGCAACAAGAUAUUGUCAUUCAUUUUCAACUUACAGGCCCCAUUGCGACUUAUUCUUUCGCUCACAAUGUGGACAAAAUGGUUUGGAACAUCUCGAGUGCGCGAUAUUUCCCGACGCAUGGAUGCUUCAAGAUUCAUUCUCUUUAACAAAGAGUUUGCUCCCUCGCUCUUUUUGCUUGUCGAAUUGCUGUGGUUUGAUACAAAAGUUUCCUAUUUCGGAGUUUGGGCGCCAGUAUUUAUCUGUUGUAUUACUGGAAUUUCUCUUUUGCGAGCGAUGAAUCCCGAGCCUCCACAAGCGUCCCUAGCCAUGUUUAAUCGUCCCUACUCAACGACCCUUCAUGCAUUUAUUUUCUUCUUUGGAAUAAUAGUCAUUCAAUGGGGUCUGGCAUCAAUCUGCCUGUUCAAAAUUUGGAUCUUCAAGAAAAUCCCGGUUAUUGGCGAAAGACUUACCACUAGACAGAAAUGCGCUGCUGUUUUCAAGAAACGACAAGCCUUCAAUUAUUAUUUCAAGGGAACCGAAGUGGCCAAGAAGCGAAAAUCAACUGCCGCUUCUGAGUUCGGAAAUAUCGGAAAAAGAAUGUCAACUGGAAAACGAGUCAGUACGAUGGAGCGACUAUAA
Molecule: messenger RNA, 1089 nt
Organism: Oikopleura dioica
Lineage: Eukaryota; Metazoa; Chordata; Appendicularia; Copelata; Oikopleuridae
Source: the annotation of a GenBank genome assembly